AUGUCCGCCGCUCUCCCCAGUUCACUUUGCGUUCGCGUGAUUACCUACAAUCUUAACAAACAACUCUUGCACGAAAGCCUUGAAAGUCUACUCAUUCCCUCUUCAAAGGCUCCAAGCCGAACACCCGACAUAGUGGCCAUAGGAUUUCAGGAAAUGGCACCGUAUCCACAAGCGUUUCUAGGCGAAUCCAUUCAUAUACUCGAUCACUACACGCACGUUAUAUCUCGCACACUCAAAUCGGCCACUAAAGAAUCAUUCACCCAAAUCGUCAGAGCAUCUCUAGUCGGCGUAACAUUAUUCAUAUUCACAAGAGAUUCGACAUGCACACCCUUUAUAAAGAUGACCGAAGUAAAUACUGUCGGAUUGGGAUGGUUAUGGAUGGGUGAUAAAGCAGCAGUCGGGGCAAGGGUACUCAUUGCUGAGGAUGGGGAGAUGGAAGCAGUGUCAAUGUGUUUUGUAACCGCUCAUUUAGCAGCGCACCAUAAUAAUACUCAAUUGAGAAACAAGCAAUUCAAGCAGGUAUGUAAUAGGUUGGUGUUCUCGCCAACUAAAUACGAUGAUACAACGAUGGAGACGUUUCAUGUGAGGGAUAGCUCGCACUUGUCCUCUUCAUCUUCGGUAUUUUCAGACGACAAAAGAGAAUAUCCGAGGAAAUUGACUAUAUACGAUAACGAUUACACUUUCUUUUUUGGUGAUCUUAAUUAUCGGAUCUUACUAUCUCAUCCAACGCUUCCAACGAUAUCUGUUCCUGAUAUCUUAACGAUGAUGCGAGAUAAUAACACGGAUCAAUUACGUGAAUACGACCAAUUGGCGAUUGCACAUGGAGAAGAGAGAACGCUAAAUAAUUUCACCGAGUCGCCGCUUCUGUUCCCUCCCACAUACAAAUUGUAUCGAGAAACCAAUGAUUAUAAUUUCAUAUCACGCAUACCUGGAUGGUGCGAUCGUAUAUUCAGUCUCCAGAAUUGUUCUUCAAAGACAGACGACAAGUGUCUGAUGGUUGAAAAUUAUUCUUCGCAUGCAGAGUAUCUAACUUCUGAUCAUAAACCUGUCUCUGCGACAGUCAAGAUUUCUACCUCAUCGAUCAUUUCCCAUGAGAGGACCUACGACUGGGAUGAAACUGAUUCGUACCGGCGAAUUAAACAAAAGAUAGGCACAUUUGCCGAUCGGAUAGUGGGAAUAGUGUGGUGGGCAUUCGGUAGUGGACCUGGUUUUGGCAUCGCAUUGUUAAUAAGUACAAUUACGGGUUAUUGGUUGGCAAAUAAAAGAUGA
Paraglomus brasilianum is the source of this 1269-nucleotide messenger RNA. Lineage: Eukaryota; Fungi; Glomeromycota; Glomeromycetes; Paraglomerales; Paraglomeraceae. The record is from the annotation of a GenBank genome assembly.